AUGCGAGCCUUCACAGUCUUGUCGUUCCUCUCUGUCGGCGUUUGCCUAGCGCUCGCCGAAGACUUGCCUAGCUCGAGCUUCGCCUACGGAGUAAACGACCCGGCGACCGGCGACCUUAAGGACCAACAGGAAGUCCGCGUUGGCGAUUCCGUUUCCGGUCGUUACCGGACACUCGACGCCGACAAUUUUCUGAGAACGGUCAACUACAAGGCUGACGAUUUGAACGGAUUCACCGCCGACGUCUUACGCCAACCAAUAGUCGUGCCGCCCGUCGCCUUGGAUCCGGCUGUUGCACCAGGCCCGGUCUUCGAAUCUCCCGAGUCUGUCUACUACGAACCGGCUGUUGCACCAGGCCCGGUCUUCGAAUCUCCCGAGUCUGUCUACUACGAACCGGCUGCUGUUUACCACUCUGCCGAGCCCAUUGCCGCCUAUCAGCCCGCUGCUCCCGCCCCUGUUUACCAUUCUACCCAGCCCUUUGCCGCCUACCAACCCCAAGAACCUAUCGUGUACCGGUCAUAUUCGCCAUUGGUCUACAAGUCGCCCGAACCAGCCAUUUUCCAACAGUUUGCGCCGCCGACUUUUGUCAAAACCACUGUAGUGGAGCCAACACCGAUCGUACCAGCUGCACCAGCCGUGUACGCCACGUACACUCGUCCGUCCAUAUCUGCUUUGAUAAAGAGCAAAUUCCACAAACAUCCGAUCGUGUCGGCGUUAAAGAAAGUCGGCUCGUAUUUGACUAAAAAACAUUAA
Adelges cooleyi (spruce gall adelgid) is the source of this 750-nucleotide messenger RNA. Its product is annotated as cuticle protein 19.8-like. Lineage: Eukaryota; Metazoa; Arthropoda; Insecta; Hemiptera; Adelgidae. The record is from RefSeq and is a predicted model, not a curated record. The coding region runs from base 1 to 750 and encodes 249 amino acids. The transcript is spliced from 2 exons. Gene Ontology annotation, cellular component: extracellular matrix.